AUGUCUACAACAUUGACUUUUGUCACACCUGCGGCUCCGGCUCCUCCGGGCCAGCCAGACAUUUCCUACGCCCCGGAUUUCGAAAAGUGGCAAGCCCGUGCCGCCCACCGGACUACUGCCGGUGGCCUGCCGACUAACGUGCCGAAAGGGUUCCCGGAGCAAUUGACGGGUGACCUGGUAUGGGAAGGCAACAACCUGGCUGCAAAGUACAACUGGACCUACGUACUGAACGACAAACAACUUGAAGAGGUCGAUCUGGCCCUGAAGCAUUUCAAGUCCCUUGGCCUGUCCAUUGGUCAUGUCACUUCGGAGACAUUCCCCCUUCCAAACCUUCAUGCAGAUCUGCGGCGUUUGUCUGAAGAGCUUCACAAUGGGCAUGGAUUUUUUGUGAUUCGUGGCUUACGCGUUGACCAUUACAAUCGAGAAGAGAACGUUAUCAUUUACACGGGAAUAUCAGCCCACAUCGCUCCACAACUGGGACGGCAGGAUCACAAAUUCGACGGAAGAGAUGCAGAUGUCGUCCUCGCCCACAUCAAAGACUUGUCUUCGUCUCAGGAGAAUGGAGCCAUUGGCAGCCCGGCUUACACAACCGACAAGCAAGUGUUUCACACAGACUCGGGCGAUAUCGUGUCGCUUUUUGCCUUGGAGACAGCAGCUGAUGGUGGAGCGAGUAAGCUGGCGAGUACUUGGCGUGUUUAUAAUGAGAUUGCACGAACUCGGCCUGAUCUCAUCCACACUCUAUCGGGAAACUGGGACCAAGAGGUGUUCGAGAAAGCAGACAAGCAGUGGGUUGAAAGACCACUCCUUUUCCACUUUCCUAGAACUGAGUCAACACCUGAGAGGGUAAGCCUGCAGUAUGGAAGACGCUACUUUGUUGGUUUUGGUGCACUCCCGAGAAGCCCAAAUAUCCCUGCAAUCACUGAAGCCCAAGCCGAAGCAUUGGAUACAUUGCAUUUCCUCGGCGAAAAGUUUUGUGUCAAUACGAACUUCCAAAAAGGCGACAUCCAGUAUGUGAAUAACCUGGCGCUUUUCCACGCCAGAGACGGCUACACUGAUACGGACAAGAAGAAACGACAUCUUAUGAGAUUUUGGUUACGCGACCCAGAGAAGGCAUGGCAAACGCCUGAGGUCAUGAAGCAACGAUGGGCUAAGCUUUACGAAGGCAUCAGUCCGAGUUCGAAGCGCAAUCUCUUGACAACCUCUAGCAGCUCAGCAAAACCUGACGAAGAAGAACAAAGGACCAAGAUGGGCUGUUUCACCGGUGGACAAAGAAAUCGAAUCCCCGCGAUCUUUGAUUCGCAGCCUCCUAAUGACAAAGAGAACCCGCGACUUGCGCAGGGCGCGGCUUUUCUGCCUCGUGAUCGAAGUGAACCGAUGACUGCGGACAAGGCCGAUCCCGCUGUCGCAGCUGUUCAUCAACAUUUGUAUCGUGAUGGAGGAGCCACAUCGCGACCUGUCACCGCGAGACUGCCCACUGGACUCUACACCCAAAAGUAUGCCAGCGACGAUCAGAAGUCUCCCAGUGGCGACCAGAAGGCGCAGGAUAUCGAAGACCCUCUCAACUUCCUGGCUCACUUCGACACAUGUUUUGUGAUUGACGACUCUGCUUCCAUGAACCCAUACUGGGAUGAAGUUACCGCCCUCGUCCGUGCUGUUGUCCCUCUUUGCACAGAACGCGAUACUUCCGGAAUAGACAUCUAUUUUGCCAAUCAUAAGCCUGCUGGCGCAUUCUUCGGUGGAAUCGAUCGAGCUGGGUACCGCAACAUUGGCAUCGUCUCUGGCGUGCCUGAGAUGCAUGACAACGUCGACGGCAUCUUCAACCAUGUGAAACCUCGCGGUAACCAUGGAAUCACCAAGCGACUGAACCAGAUCCUUUGGAGAUACAUGGAUUUAUACCACGUAUCCAUACUCGAGACCCGCUCAAAGCGCAGAUUGAAGCCCUUGAACAUCAUAGCAAUCACGGCGCAGCCAAUGAGCAAGCGCGUCCCAGACGAGAUCAUUGACGUGGCAGAAAGGCUGGAUAGAUGGGAGGCCCCUUCACAUCAAGUUGGCAUCCAGUUCUUCCAAGUUGGAGAUAUCCCAGAGACGAGAGCACAAAUGGAGUACAUGGAUGACAAACUGCACAAGAAGACCAAAGCCAGAGACAUUGUGGAUACCGUCACUUGGACAGGGGGACCCGGGAAUCUUUCCCCUGAAGGCGUGUUGAAAGUUGUGGGAGGUGCGAUCAAGAGAUCUAUCGACCGCAUCCAGCUCGAAGAGACCAGUAUGCCACCGAUGCCAAUGCUGUCAUGGCAAAGAACUGGAAAUUGA
Molecule: messenger RNA, 2310 nt
Organism: Neoarthrinium moseri
Lineage: Eukaryota; Fungi; Ascomycota; Sordariomycetes; Amphisphaeriales; Apiosporaceae
Exons: 5
Coding region: 1-2310 (769 amino acids)
Molecular function (GO): oxidoreductase activity
Source: RefSeq, a predicted model, not a curated record